AUGGGACAAGGAAAUUCGAGCCCGCCGACGCCGAGUUUGUCGGAAGAGUCGAAGAAGAUUCGAGAGGAGGUGGGGAGAUUUUUGGGGAGGAAAUCUGAAAUUUUGAAUUUUUUGCUGAAAAUCGGGAGAUUUCAUUUAAAAAUCAUGUUUUUAUUAGAAAAAUUACGAAUAUUUGACUUAUUCAAAAAUUAGUGAAUUUCAGCCGAGAAUUAUCCAAAAAUCAAGAUUUUUUGGCUGAAAAUUAGGCCGGAAAAUAAUUAAUCUGAAAUUUCUGUAAAAUCAGAUUUCCACUUGAAAAUUCCAACAGAAAAUUUGCAUUUGUGGCUUAAAAUUCGGGUUUUCUGGCUGAAAAUCCAACUGAAAAUCCAAAUUAUUAAUGAGAAAAAAAAUCACAUGAAAAUUCGGCUAGAAAUCUCAAAUUCAAAUUCAUUUGUCUGAAAUUUAUGUAAGAUCAGAUUUUCCUGUUGAAACUUUAGAUUUUUAGAGAUUUUGAGAAAAAAUCAAGUUUUUGAUGAGAAAUCGCUGAAAAUGUGGAAUUUUCACUGAAAAUACGGCUAGAAAUCUCAAAUUUUGGUUGGAAUUCAAAUUAAUUUAUCUGAAAUUACUGUAAAAUCAGAUUUUCCUGUUGAAAAUUGAGAUUUUUGAGAGGAAUUUUGAAAAAAUCAAGUUUUUAAUGAUAAAUUGCUGAAAAUGUGGAAUUCACAUGAAAAUUCUGUUAAAAAAUCUCAAAUUUUGGUCUGAAAAUCUGAAUUUCUGGCUGAAAAUCCAGAUUUCUAGUAAAAAAUGUUUCCAGGUCAAACAACAUCCCAUCGUAAUGUACACAAAAGACGGUUGUGGCUAUUGUGUCAAAGCAAAAAAUGAACUCUUCGAAGACGGAUUCACAUACACGGAAAAAGUCUGAAAUUCCCCCAGAUUUUCAGCCAAAAAAAUGCUGAAAAUUUCAGAAUCUCAACACUUUGUCGAAAACUCAUCCAAAUAUUCAAGCGCAUUUGCAGGGAUUGAUUGAUUUGACGAAGCAACGGACUGUGCCGCAGAUUUUUAUUUGCGGAAAGUGAGUUGGAAUAGGCCACGCCCACAAAACAGUGCCCCAUCCCCAUUUUUUGCAGAUUUGUUGGCGGCUACACUGAACUCAACGCUCUCCGACCGAAUUUGCCCCAAAUUUUGCAAACGUGCUCCAUUGACAACGGCGAAACUCUGCGACGCGAAUUCGCCGCAAAAAUUUGA
Caenorhabditis angaria is the source of this 1224-nucleotide messenger RNA. Lineage: Eukaryota; Metazoa; Nematoda; Chromadorea; Rhabditida; Rhabditidae. The record is from the annotation of a GenBank genome assembly.